Nasonia vitripennis (jewel wasp) is the source of this 4623-nucleotide messenger RNA. RefSeq lists its product as uncharacterized. Lineage: Eukaryota; Metazoa; Arthropoda; Insecta; Hymenoptera; Pteromalidae. The transcript is spliced from 5 exons. The coding region runs from base 180 to 3440 and encodes 1086 amino acids. The record is from RefSeq and is a predicted model, not a curated record. Gene Ontology annotation, molecular function: endonuclease activity; protein binding.
UGCUGGGAGAUUUCAACGGUCGCGAGUUUGAUAUGUUUACGUCGUUUUGAAGCUGUCCGAGCUCAAAGUCAAAGAAUCAAAUGCCUGAGGUUGACGAAACGUUCAUGUCCAGCAUGAUUCUGUUCUGUAAAAUUGUCGAUUAAAAAGAAGGUAACCGAAGAAUUGAAAAAUCAGCAAAAAUGAGCUCGUCGUCGAUAUCUACGCCGAAACAAAAAGGCAAUCUCUACCUGGCGUCUUCGCUGUGCGAUGGAUUAGAAGACAAUGAUCUGAGACAAGUGACAACUCUUUUGAAAAACAAAGAUGCAGAUCCAAAUGUACUGAUGCCGCUGCAUGGCAUUACUCCAUUUCACUUGGUGAUUGGCAAUGACUCGGAAGCCUUUGCUGAGGAGGUGACCAAGUUGUUUUUGCGACACGGAGGGAAUCCCAAUGUAAAAUCCAUUGAUCGUAUGACACCAGUUCACGUGGCUGCAGCAUGGGGACGAGCAAAGAUUCUAGACCUUCUACUUGCCAAUGGAGGAGAUCCACUUUGUCUUGACUCUGACUCUUGUUCUCCAUUUCACUACGCUUUUCAAGGUGAACACUUUGAGGCAGUUGCAGUGCUCAGUAAAUACUGCAUCAAUAAUGAAGAAGAUGACGAUAAGCCACAUUUUAAACGAGAAUUAGAUAAAGUUUUGGUCAACAAUGGAGAUGUGCUAGCUGAGUACAUGGUAUCAGAUGAAUCAUUAUUUGACAGCUCUUUCAAGAAUUUUUCUUAUUCAAGUAUUAAUGAAGACUCAAAGAGUGACACAAGUGGUUACCACCCAGAAAAUAGUACAAAAGAUCCCUUAUCAUUAAAUAGUAACUUUGUCACAACAAGAAGAAAGCAGCAAACAAAAAUUAAACAAGAAGAAAUUGACAAUAUUCAUAAUAACAACAAGUAUAUGAGCAGCUUUGACUUCAAAAGAGAAACUGUUGAGGAAGAGAGAAGUUUAAUUAGUGAAAUUAUUUCACAACUAUCCAGCUCAAUCACAAGUGAAGUUGAAGUAAGCAAUAGUAUGGGUAAAAAUGAUGAAGAUGAGUCCUUGUCAAAUUGUAAAACUAGUUCACCAAGACGAAAGGAAAUCAAAAUGACCUUCAAUAGACCGAUAAAAUGUGGGAAUUCUAAAAUACCUGAAAAACAACCUGCAAACAAACGAAGCUCUACUUUGCAUGUGAUAAAGCAGCACAAUCAUCUUCCUCAUCUGAUAAACACCAGAAUAUUGACAAACAAUUUGAAAAAGCCAUCUUCUACUAAUUUAGACAAAAAACUUGCGGUUAAAAAAAACAUUCACCCUGCAACAAGAAAACUUACACCAUCCAAACCUAAGCAUCAAAAUAAAGAUAAUGUUUCACAAUUGAAUAAAUGGCUCAAUGAAACUAUAAUAAGCAAGUCACCAAAUUUAGUUAUUAACACCUAUGGUGAGGAAAAGAAAAGAAAAUUCUUCAAAACUCCAUGUUUCGAGAAAAAAUCGUCACCAAAGUAUACUAAGCUCUCCCAGAAAUCACCAGCUGUAACACCUAGUAAAACUAGGAUCAAAAGUCCUAAUAAGCCAAACAAUGUCACACCAACCAGUCGGAUACCAAGGCCUAAGAAGUAUUUUACAACACCAACUCAUAUGAAAACAGUCAAGAGAAGUAUAGAGACUCCAACAAGGACAGUAAUUCCAAACAAAAGAAAACCACAGUCUUCAAAAAGAAUAGCAACAUCUGAAAAGCCCAAGACUCCUUUGAAUAACACAUAUAGCAAAUCGGAAGCAUCAACUCCCUCUGCUCCCACAGAUACGGGAAAUACUCCAAAAACUGCAUUUAAAAAGGAAAACUUCAGAAGCAUCGCUGUAAACUUGGAUGACCUCAUGUAUGACAAUGAUGCGGAAGAUUUAUUUAACGACAGAAUGUCCAAUUCAUCAAUUAUUGCUCAAUCCAAGAAACCAGCAAGUAAGUAUGUUUCUACAUUUGAAAAAGAACUAGCGAAAAUCUUGCCAGAGUCUGAGUUUGUAUCAGGAGUGGGGAUGCUUGAUUCAGGAGCUUUAUCAAAAUCUGAAUCCAAAUUGAUUUUGAGUAUGAAUAAAGAAGAGAGCAGACUGUUUUCACAAAAUGAUGACAAUGAUUUGAAUAGAGCGAUUUUUGAUUCAGCUACAAGUUCAGAAUCUAAAGAAGACAAUUUGAACACAGGCAAUAUAAAAAGCAAACAUUCUGAUAUGACAAAUAAUGGCAAUGACAGUCUGCUAUGCUCCAAAGGCUCUACAUCACCAAAUUCAAAUUCAAGUGAUAGUUUUUUAUCUUUGAGCAAACGUGAUGAUCGUCAGGAAGCUGCUAAUGACAUUGAAACUGAAAAAGAUAUUAAUUUUAAACUACAAUCAAUAUCACCAGAGAGUAGUGACUUUAUCUCUCUCAGAGAUGAUUCAUCUUCAUCUUUGUAUAGAAAAGUUGACUCUGAAACUUUUAUUAGUGUGGAUGAAGAAUAUAAAUACGAAGAUCCUGAAGAAGGAGUCGUUUUUCUGGAAAGAAGACUAUGUGUUUCACCACCCUGCGCAUCAUCAGAUAUAAAUACAUCGUUCUAUUCGUGCAGCACUACGAAAUCUGAACCACUUCCCAGAGAAAUGUUUCUUCUGGAUAACAUUACACUGAGGGAGAGGCUGAGAAAUCUAGGAGAAAACCCAGGACCAAUUACAAAAACGACGUAUCACUUGUAUUUAAAACGUCUCCACAGAUUAGAAUCUCAGGGUAGGAAACCCAUUAGGCGGAUCGAUGCAAAGAAAACUCAGUCUAGAGGCUCUGUUAACUUCGAAAAUGAAAAGGAGUUGUUAAAGUCUUCAUUGCUUUCCAUUGAAUGGAUAAAAAACCUGGAUGAUUAUGACGCUCUGGAGCAAAAAGUUUUUCAAGAAUUUGUUGACCCAAAUCCAUCUCGAAAAUGGCGUGAAGGAACGACGAAAAGCUCUUUUAAUUACUUGCUUUUGGAUCCAAGGAUCACCAAGGACCUUCCUAGAAGGGCACCUAAUCUAAGUAUGUCAGAGAAAUGGGAGAUAUUUUUGUCAGCCAUUUUCUAUGUGGGAAAAGGUAAACGUUCUAGACCCUAUGCGCAUCUUUAUGAUGCUUUUAAGAUUUGGGUCUCCAAAGAUGAGCAAAGUGUGCCAAGUAAGAAAAUUCAGAGAAUUUUAGAUAUUUGGAACGAAGAUAGAGGAGUCAUUGUUCUCCAUGUAUUCCAAAAUACCAUACCAGUGGAAGCUUACACAAGAGAAGCUAUGAUGAUCGAGGUUUUGGGAACACAAAAAUUGGGAAACUGUAAAGCUGGUGAUUAUUAUGGUGUAGUGUCAACUUGGAGGUCAAAAGAAAAAUGCGAAUUAGGCAGGUACUUAUUAUUUAAAGCAUUGCAAAUAAUGCUUUUAGAAGGAGAAAGACAAAUUUUUCCGCAAAAUUUGUAGUUUGUAUUUGAGACACUGUAAAUUGUAUAAAGAUUUAGGUAUUAGAUUUUAUUGAAGAAGCUUUAUAAAUGAUGUAUUAAAUAGAAGCAACUAAGCUGGCUAGAUUGGUAAUCAUAAGCAAAAAAUGAAGAAACAUAAGUUAUGUAAAUAAGCAGUUUCAGUUUAUUAAGAUUCGACUAGUAAUAUCUCUUGAUAUUGGUCACGACGAUUGUAACAAGACAUACAAAUUAUUAGUGAGACUCUAAUUGAUAAUAUCAUAAUCGCACUGUGACUUAUAAGUAAAUUUUUAUUUAUUUUAUGGCAGCUUUUAAUUCUAUAAAGAUUGUAUAAUUGUUUUUCAAAAAUAGGUACACUUUAGAAAAGUAUAAUGUUUAUCCACAAAGUCAAAAGUAUUCGGUAACAAAAUUUAACGGUGCAAAGCAAAAUGUACAAAUCAGUUUUUUAGGUUGUAAUAUUAAGGAUAGUAGAUUCUAUUUAUAGAAUGUAAUUUUUGUAUUUUUACAUGAUUAUCGAUGAUCUCAAAUCUUCUUGAUUGAAACAAGAUAAUAUUUUAUUUUGUUAUUACCAAAGGUGAAUUAAAAAUUUUAUCGUUUAUAAUAUAAUUAUUUAAGUAAAUCUUAUGUGCCAAACAGAUUACGCUAAAAAUCUCUAAAAAUAUGCAGUACUUAUUCAUGUAGUCCACAAGCUGUGAAUUUAUAUAAGAAAAAUUUAUAAUAUCGAGUGCUUAUGUAACAAUAAAGUAGUUAAAUUAGCCUUAACAUGACAAAUAUUGUGAUGAAGUUAUGUGCAAAACUAACAGUGUAAAAAAUGUAGAUGAUAAUAAAUAUUCUUUCAUGGUCUGUGCGACAAUAUUAUACUUGCCUAUAUUAAACUAACAGGGACAGUUAAUUUUAACGUGUGGGUAAAUUUUAUUAUUUUUCCUCUGCAUUAAACUGACAUUCGCAUAAAUUAUGUCUUGGAUAAUUAACAGAAGCUAUAUUCUCAUUAGAUUACUUACGAAAAGAGGUAUCUAUACUAAAUUCGCAACCAAUAGCUGCAUAUCUAUAUCUAUAGGUAUACCUGUAGUAUUGUAGUAUGGGGGUUUAUAAAAAGGUUCGCUUUUUGACAAUGCGGAAAUGUCAGAAAUAAUUUUCACAGGUUUAUAUUAAACAAACGCAUAAGAAUACAAUUAAUGAUACAUCAA